Molecule: messenger RNA, 1689 nt
Organism: Cucurbita pepo subsp. pepo (vegetable marrow)
Lineage: Eukaryota; Viridiplantae; Streptophyta; Magnoliopsida; Cucurbitales; Cucurbitaceae
Product: Pentatricopeptide repeat (PPR) superfamily protein
Molecular function (GO): protein binding
Source: RefSeq, a predicted model, not a curated record
UAGUGAGCCAAAAUCCACUUUAGUAUGCUUCAAAUUCUCUAGUUUUCUCUAAAAUCAUGGCAUUUCUUCGCCAAAAACUGUCAACAUUUAUUCUCUCGUCGUCCAAAAUUUCCUUCUGUUCAUCCAUACGAAAACUUAACUCAAUUACAGCUGCAGAUGAACUCAUCAACAACGAUGCAAUCGUAAAUUCAAUAUGCGAUUCAUUCACAAGACGCGAAAGCUGGGACACUCUGACUCGAAAAUUCGAGACUCUGGAACUAAACGAUUCGUUGGUCCAAAAAGUCUUGCUCAAAUUCCAGCAGCUUGUUGAUGCCAAACGCGCUCUAGGGUUCUUCCACUGGUCGGCCAAGAGGAAGAAUUUCAAUCAUGGGUUUCAAUCUUAUGGUAUUAUGAUUCAUAUUCUAGUGAAAGCUCGGUUGGUUAUCGAUGCUCGAGCUUUGCUCGAAUCAAUUUUGAAGAAAAAUGAAGGUAGCUCUUUCAAUUUCUCUAUUGUAGAUUCUCUAUUGGAUACUUAUGAGGUGACUGAUUCAUCCCCAUUUGUGUUCGAUUUAUUGAUUCAAACUUGUGCUAAAUUGAGAUUGAUUGAUUUUGCUUUGAAUAUGUGUGCCCAUUUGGAGGAACGUGGGUUCUCGUUGAGUUUGAUAAGUUUCAAUACUUUGCUUCAUGUUGUGGAAAAAUCUGAUGAGAAUCGUAAGGUUUGGAAGAUUUAUGAGCAAAUGAUUAGGAAAAGAGUUUACCCCAAUGUGAUUACUGUUAGGAUCAUGAUCAAUUCGUUGUGUAAGGAAGGUAAAUUGCAAGAAAUUUCUGAUAUGUUGAGUAGAAUCCAUGGCAGUCGUUGCUCUGCUUCUUUGAUUGUCAAUGGCUGUUUGAUUUACAGGAUUUUGGAGGAGGGGAGAGUUGAAGAUGGUGUAAUGUUGUUGAAGAGAAUGUUGCAGAAAAACAUGAUUCUUGACGAUAUUGCUUAUUCAUUGAUUGUUUAUGCUAAACUGAAAAUUGGGAAUAUAAAAUCUGCACAGGAAGUGUUUGAUGAAAUGUCUAAAAGAGGAUUUCAGGCAAAUUCUUUCAUUUAUACAUUGUUCAUUGGCGCCCAUUGUAGAGAUGGAAGGAUUGAAGAAGCUCAUUGCUUGAUGGAAGAGAUGGAAAACAUGGGUUUGAAGCCAUAUCCUGAAACCUUCAAUCUUCUCAUUGAAGGGUGUAGAGAUUCAGAAGAAAGCUUGAGAAUGUGUGAGAAAAUGUUAGAAAGAGGGUUUGUUCCCAGUUGUUCAUCUUUCAAUGUGGCAAUAGCUAAGAUUUGUGAGGAAGGAGAUGUGAAAAAGGCUAAUGAAAUGUUAACCAUUUUAUUAGAUAAAGGGUUCUUGCCUGAUGAAACCACUUACACCAAUCUAAUCAUAGGAUAUGGGAAAAUUGGUGAAACUCAGGAGAUUCUUAAGCUAUAUUAUGAAAUGGAUGCUAGAUUACUUUCUCCUGGCGUGUCGGUUUUCUUUGCACUGAUUGGGAGCUUUUGUCAAUCUGGGAGACUGGAAGAAGCAGAGAAAUAUUUGAAGAUUAUGAAAGAUAGGUCUAUACAACCAAGUGUAUCUAUAUAUCAAACAUUAUCCUUGUUCUAUUUGAAGAAGGGUAAUAGAGCAAAGGCUCUAGAACAUUAUAAUGAGAUGAUGUUCAAUGGAUAGAAGCUUUGUUUGUUUCUAA